GAUUGGCGAGACUGGAACUGGACUAACGGACUGUCCCUUGAUGGAUUCUGAGUUUUCUAUCUCCGGAAUUCAAUUGGGUGUAUGCGCAUGUCUGAUUGUGAGAUUGUGUGUUAGUUUGUGGUGAUGUGUGGAUGUGAUUUAGGGAAUGUCUGCCUUGCUGUGCCAUAACUAUUUCUGUCUUCUUGCUGUUGGAUUUUGAUUUUGUUAUUUCAAUGUAUGGCAUUACUGGCCGGUGUUUUUCCUUGUGCUGCCCAUGUCUGCCGUGCACCCGGUCUUGGGGUUAACCCUUAGUGUGCCGCAGGCAAGAUGAGUGACAGCUCUUUGAACAACUCAGGGGCUAUGGUGCUGGAGGAGCCAGAGGGACGGGGUGGCUCUUGUGGACGUGAACAAGGCCAGGCCCCUGUGCGAGGUGGGGUAUUAAGGUGUGGGACCUGCACCCUUUGGCCUCGCCAGCAGACAUGGCUCUGCGUGGUUCCACUUCUCAUUGGCUUCAUAGGCCUGGGGCUCAGUUUGAUGCUGCUCAAAUGGAUCGUAGUGGGUUCGGGGAGAGACUACUUGCCAACAGACUUGGUGGAUGCCAAGGGUAUUGGCCAGGACCCCAUAUUUCUUUCUAAGCCUAGCACUUUUCCUAAGGGAUCUGACACAACUACCACCACCACUAUUGGAGGGGUCAGCUCAAUCAGCUCCACUGUCACCACAGUGGUUCGGGGCAGAACUCGAACAGGAAGCCCCCCAAACAUUCCCGCUAUAGGUGGCGGGGCAUCAGGCAGCCAGGUGACACAGAAAAGCCCCUCUAUGCACUUUGUCACGCGCAAUCCCACCUUUGCGACCACCGUGGCCUCCACCACCAUGUCUACUGUCCAAACGUCCACCUCGAGUCCCUCUCCCUCCAACCCCACCGUUCUAAAUGACUCCACCCAAAUGUGGACCAGAGAACAACCAUCCACUGAGAGGCACGUGACCAUGCCUGGUCAAACACAUGUCAGCCAAAAGACACCAUCACCAACUCUACCGCCUUUGAAAUCGGAGCAUUUCAAGCCAUGUCAGGAGAAAGACCUGGCCUACUGCCUGAAUGAGGGGGAGUGCUUUGUCAUCGAGACCCUGAGCGGCCCACACAAACACUGCAGGUGUAAAGAGGGCUUCCAGGGUAUUCGCUGUGACCAGUUCCUGCCCAAGACUGACUCCAUUCUGUCUGACCCAAUGGAUCACUUGGGUAUUGAAUUCAUGGAGAGCAAGGAUGUGUACAAAAGACAAGUGAUGUCUAUCACAUGUAUUGCCAUGGGGAUCAGCUUUCUAGGCACCCUGUGUAUAGCUCUCUACUGUCGGAACAAGAGUCGGAGAGAAAAACUCCAGGCCCACUUGAAAGAGAGCCGCAACCAGAAAAACUACAGCCUCAACUCUUCAAGUCUGACCCCCAAGCCCAGCCUCAGGCCACAGCAAGGCCUGCAGCUCCAGAAAUAUUAUAAACCCACAAAGUCCACACCACCUUAUAUAGGCACUGUUCAAGAAUCCAGUUUUGCUCAGAACACUGAUGCCUCUACUGAUCUACAGAGAAAACAUCCCAGGAGCCAUUCCUUCUGUCACAGUCCAGAUCAAAUCCGUCAUCCUGCUCUUCAGUCUGCUUCUCGCAAAACUCCACCCAUAACCAGAGGAUGUCUCAAUGCCAUUGGAGGAUCACGAGAGUCUGGUCCCUCCUACCAGCACCUGCAGGAAGUAGACAGCUCAGAGAGGGAGUCAGAGAGAAGGAAAAUCUUGGGCCCAGUAAACGACCUACAUCAGGAUUCUUUUUACAAUAUGCAAGCUUCACAAUCCUCUAAAUCAUGGGGCAAUCACUUAGACCACAGGUCUGCUAGGAGCCUCAGGUCAAGCCCCUGUAGCCAAAGUCCUCCUGCUCCAUACCGACCCUGCUCUAUUCCCAUCAUCCCCUCUGUCCACUCCUACCAGGACGAGGUAUCCUGUAUGCAAACAGCUACUACUAAUGGAAGCAGCCACAGUUCAUCUCCCCUGGAAAGCACAGUGGAUGGUUCUGCUGUCAAUCAACAAUCUAACACAACAAUGUCCAAUAGAGUGGCUGGUAGACGAGCAGAAGUGGCCUCUCUACUAGACGAGGCACAGGAACAGCUGAGAGCCCUAGCACAUGCCAAGAGGAAACAAGAGGAAGUCAAUGGCUCCAUCCCUCAGUGGGCCAAAGAGACUGUGUGUAUCCUUUUAGCAAAUGGAGGUGGGCAAGGGGGAGUGGCUUCUUUUGGCCCUACAGAGACUCAUUUAGUGAGCCUGAGAGACACACACAAAGAUGCUACAAAGCCUUGCCAGUGAGAGGGUUUAAGAUGGGUCAAACGGAAUAACCGCAAAUAUCCCUCGUGUUUUGGACAGCAGACUUCAGAGUGCCCUGCCAAACUGGGAUACCACUGAUCCUAUCAUUCAAUUUCUGAGGACUGUGAGUAGAAGAAUAAGAGAGUCUUGAAUAUGUGAAAAUAAUUUAUUUAUAUGCAUUUAUUUAAGGAGAAACUUCUACUUAGAAAAAGAAACCAAAUAGUCUGUCAUCUCCAUGCUGUUUUUAACUGUAUACAAUUUACAUAAAUAUAUAUAUAAAUGGAUAUGAAUAUAUGAAUUCAAACUGGUGACCAAGUACAAAAAAAAGGAAUAUGGGAAUGAGAAACUUUAUUUAAUGUAUUAGCUCCUCCACAUCUUUAAAGACUCAGUGCUCGGUGCUUAAAAAAAUGACAAAAGGAAAAAGAAAAAAAAAUAUUUUUUCAUUUGUUCCACUCCAUAUUUCCAGCCAACCUAAGCUUGUCCAACACACAAUCUUGUGUUUUGCACCUGCAACAGCUGUGUUUACUACUUUAUCACCCACCCAGUCACUGUCCACUGCCUGCCAUGGAAUAUGGUUCCAUUUGCCUUGAAAACAUUGCAAACAGAACAUGGAUUACAAUGAGAUGGAACUUCUAAACGAUAAUCGUAUGCAGGCAUGAGGUGACUGAAAGUUAAGCACUGCCUUCAAGUCAUCGAUUGGAAAAAAUUGGUGUGUCUAUGUUUGUGGAGUAAUCUGCAUUGUUUUCUGUGCCUCAGUGCGUUCACUCCUAAUUAAUUUAGGUUCCGUUUUAAGUAAAGAUAAGCUAAGUGAACCGAGCACAUCAUAAUGCACACCACCUGAGAUGCACAAACGUAACAUGACCCCUCUGAAUGGAGAGGGGUGAUUCCUGCCCAGGAUACCAGGGGGCAGGCUCAACCUACACGAGGAGCUUAGUUUAUUUUAUUCUUUUACUUCUUUCUUAUGGAAUGAACUGCUGCUUACUGAAAAAUUAGAAGGUGGGUUAAAGCAGUGGUCACAAUGAGUAUGUAUGCUAGCUUUGGAUUGGGUAAGAGAGAAAAAAGAGAGAAUUGUGGUGAAACUGUUUCUUUGUUUCUUGUUUAUGACCCCCAAUUCACACAAUUGUGCAGGUUGAUGGUAUUGUUUUGCAGAGUUAAGCCACGAAGACAGGCAGCUCAUGGGUUUGUAAUACUCUUUGAUAAAUGUCAGAAUUGUAUUUAGAAGUUACAUGCCCUUAAUGAUUUACAUGGAGCAAAAGACAUCAUAAUUGACAUGUCUGCUGAUUUCAACCUAAAUCCUGGUGUAUCAACUUUAAAAACAAAUGAAUGGUCUGUUAAGUUUAUAGGUCAGUCUAAAUAGUACAGAUUCAGUAUGAUCAAUGGCUGCAUUAUGUCAUAUUGAGUGGUUGUUCAUCCUUCUUUCUGCAUUUCUGUCUUUUUGUUUUAAUGUACUGUUGUUCCUCUUCAAACAUUUUUAAGACUGCCAGAUGUGGCUCUGUUUUUAGGCAUCCUUCUUUGUCUUCAAUGCAUCUUGAAAUUAUCUUUCAUCAGAAAAGCUGUGUCCAACCUACCAACCAUAACCAAAAGCUAAGAUAAAACAAAACGUAUGCUGGUAAGAAAGCAAAGUAAAAGUUUGUCUGUGGUGGAGAGGGGCUGUAAGGGCAUACAGAUAAGAUUCUCACUUGAUCUUGUAAGACCUUACCCUGGCUGAGGCAAUGCCACCAUCAGUGAAUAGCUACGUGGACAGCAUGUCUAUCAAGCUAUGCUAUAAAACCCCACCAUCAUCAUGUCAAAGGGUGUUGUGGUGCCAUGCUACUCUCCGGGGUAAACGCACAACUUCCACAUGCUCCAUUGAGAGUGAGAGCCGCUAAUCGCAAUCACAAGGAAUUUACCCCAUAUGACUCUACUCUCCCUUGCAACUGGGCAAAUUUGGUUGCAUAGGAGACCUGGCUAGAGUCACUCAGCACACCCUGGAUUCGAACUCACAACUUCAGGGGUGGUAGUCAGCAUAAAUACUCGCUGAGAUACCCAGGCCCCCCAUGCAUUGCAUGUCUUAAAAAAAAAAAGUGUGGCCUUUAAUUACAUUUUUUUUCUACCUCAAUUGAAAAGUAUUUAAUAGAGUUUACAACAUCAAUUAUUACAGUAAACUUAGCAUUUUUGAGUCAGAGUCUUAAAUACACUUUGUUUUAAGUGACUAAUUUCUGCAUCAACCUCCAUAUCCUUUCUGCUUUCAAAUCAAUUGCCUUUUCAUUUUCACUUAGCUUUUAUGGAAAACGUUUGAGUUAAAACUAUUGUCAUUUUUUGGUGGUCAGUUUUUUUGAUUGUUCUUUUUUCAUAUUGUAUAAAUGUUUUCGUUUACUAGGCAGGUGGUUAAGUCAUGCUAAAAGUCCAAUAUUAAGUGUUUAAAACUUCACUGAUGCCACUGAAAUGAUGCCACAUUACUAACUGAUCUAUAAAACAGACUCAUUCAUAUCCAGGUAGCAGCAAAUUAACUGUUCUCUGUGUUACAGCUGAAGUUAAUUUUACAUUGAAAUGUUUCUUUUGAGCUGGAAAAUAUUUUGUUUACAAGUGCUUGAGUAGAUUGAAAUAUGUUUUUGCACAGUAAUUACAAUGUAUGGUACUUUAUACUGUAAUUUUGACUUAUUCCAGACUGUAUGGUACAGUAUAUGUACUUAAUGAAAUAAUUACUGAAGACUGUAUAUUGAAGGGACAUUUUUGCAAGACCUGUUUCGACAGUAUGCAUACUAUGUUACACAAGUGCAAGUGAAAUUUCAUGGUUCUGUAUAACAGCCCCUUGACAUGUGCAAUUUCAAACUCGAGAAAGGAAAUUUCAUGUGAGAAAUUA
Molecule: messenger RNA, 5155 nt
Organism: Xyrauchen texanus (razorback sucker)
Lineage: Eukaryota; Metazoa; Chordata; Actinopteri; Cypriniformes; Catostomidae
Product: pro-neuregulin-3, membrane-bound isoform-like
Exons: 9
Coding region: 307-2316 (669 amino acids)
Biological process (GO): intracellular signal transduction; nervous system development; animal organ development
Molecular function (GO): chemorepellent activity
Source: RefSeq, a predicted model, not a curated record